AAUUUCGCAUCACUUUUUUCAGGGCUCUAUCUCUCUUUAUAGGGUUUCAUUCUGAGUCCUGACUCUCAAGUUUGGGAUCUUCUUUUAGGCCUUUGAUUAUUUCUCAUCUCAAUUUUAAAUUAAGCUUUUCUUGCGUUCUUAUUGAGGUCGAAUAAGGUUUUUUUGAGUCGAUCUUUGAAAUUUUGAGCCUUUGUUCGUCUAAAUUGUGAAACAAUGCCUCCGCGGAUGGUGAAGAGGGGUGCGGCGUCGGCGGGGCCGAAGAGAACGGCAAGAAACACCAGAGGGACCGCGAAGGCUCAGAAUCAGCCGCCGGACGCUGCGGCUGAGGAGUCGGUGAAGGUCGAGGAAGUCUCGAUUCCGGUCGUGGAGGAAGUCUCGAUUCCGAUCGUAGAGGAAGUCAAGGUCUUGGAAAAGCCAGUUGCCGUGAAACUGGAACAGGAGGCAAAAGCGGAUGCGAACGGCUUGUGUACGGUGAAAAAAGAAGACGAGGUGAAGGAGUCUGUAGAUGAAUAUGAAAAAGAUGAACGGGUGGAGCUGGAGGAUAAUGACCCUGAAGAAUAUGGGGGGGUUGAUUAUGAUGAGAAGGAAAUAGAACAUGAGGAUGUUCAGGAGGUGGGAGAUGUUGGAGAGGAAGAACAUGAGGAGGAUGCUGAUGAAGAGGAAGAGGAAGAAGAUGAAGAAGAAGAAGAAGAAGAAGAAGAAGAGGGUGAUAUGGUUGAGGAGGAAAUGGAGGAUGUUCAUGAAGAACUUGAGGGCGAAGAGGAGGAUGAGCAUACUGGUGAGGAUCAAGAGCAUGCAACACUGGUUGAUGCAGAUGAAGAGGAGCACCACGAAGUUGUGAAGGAGAGACGCAAACGUAAAGAGUUUGAAGUAUUUGUUGGUGGCUUAGACAAGGUUGCAACUGAGGAUGAUCUUAGGAAAGUUUUCGGUGCAGUUGGUGAGGUUACUGAAGUCAGGUUGAUGAUGAAUCUUCAGACUAAGAAGAACAAGGGUUUUGCAUUCUUACGUUUUGCAACUGUGGAGCAAGCAAAACGAGCUGUUACCGAGCUCAAACACCCGAUGAUUAAUGGGAAACAAUGUGGUGUUACUCCAAGCCAAGACAGUGACACCCUUUUUCUGGGUAACAUAUGCAAGACAUGGACAAAAGAAGCCUUGAAAGAGAAGUUGAAACAUUAUGGAGUUGAGAAUGUUGAGGAUUUGACGUUGGUUGAAGAUAGUAACAAUGAGGGAAUGAAUCGGGGGUUUGCAUUUUUGGAAUUUUCAUCUCGUUCAGAAGCCAUGGAUGCCUUUAAGCGCCUUCAGAAAAGAGAUGUUGUGUUUGGAGUUGAUAGGCCUGCAAAGGUUUCUUUUGCAGAUUCCUUCAUUGACCCUGGUGAUGAAAUUAUGGCACAGGUUAAAACUGUAUUUGUGGAUGGUCUGCCUGCUGCAUGGGAUGAGGACCGUGUUCGAGAGCUUCUUAGGAAAUAUGGAGAGAUUGAAAAGAUUGAGCUUGCCCGGAAUAUGCCUUCUGCCAAGAGAAGGGACUUUGGUUUUGUCACAUUUGACACUCAUGAUGCUGCAGUGACAUGUGCUAAAAGUAUUAACAAUGCAGAGCUGGGCGAAGGAGACAGCAAGGCUAAAGUUAGGGCCAGAUUGUCAAGACCACUUCAGAGAGGCAAAGGAAAGCAUGUUGGUCGCGGAGAUCUGCGAUCUAGUCAUGGGGCUGGACGAGUUGUGAGGAGUUCAUGGGGUCGUCCAACACCACGCAAUCUACCUGUGCGUGGAGUAAGAGGCAUUGGAAGUCGUGUCCCACCUGCCAGUAUGAAGAGACCUGGUGGAUUGAGAGAUAGACGCCCUGUUGUGUCCAUUCCGACAAGAGGCAGGCCCCUGGCUCCUCCAGCUAGGCCCUAUUUCAGGAGAGCGCCUGUUAAUUCAUAUCCAAAAAGUAGCCUGAAGAGGGAAUAUGGUCGGCGUGAUGAACUUCCUCCAAGGAGCAGAGCUGCUGCAAUUUAUGGUCCUAGGGCCAUCCCAGAGAGACGCCAAUCAUAUAGAGACGACUACUCAUCCCGUGGUCCUGGUUACUCUGAUGUUCCUAGAAGUACAGCACGUCCAGCACCAAGGAGGGCUUAUGUGGAUGGUGGCUAUGGCCAUAGGUUUGAAAGACCUCCUCCUCCUCCUCCAAGUUACCGUGAGGGACGUGCCCGUGAUUAUGACUCCAUGUCCGGUUCAAAACGCCCAUAUGCUGCUCUGGACGAUGUACCCCCGCGUUAUGCUGACUCUGGUGUCCGCCAAUCUAGAGCUCGAUUAGACUAUGAAUAUGGUACUGGUGCUUCUCAGUAUGGUGAUGCUUAUGGUGAUAGGCUUGGGAGAUCUAAUCUUGGAUAUGGUAGUGGCAGAAGUUCUGCUUCAAAUCAGGAUUCACAUGGGCUUUAUAGCAGCAGUCGUCAAGGCAUGACUUAUGGAGGAGGCUCUUUCAGUGGUAGUGAUGUUGGUGGAAUGUACUCGGCAAACUAUGGUGGUGAUUAUGUGUCCCGUGGAAGUGAUGUUGGUGGUAGCUCUUACUCAUCAAUGUACUCUGGUCGUGGGAUGGGUGGUAGCAGUUACAUGGGAACUGGUAGUUCUGGAUCAUAUUAUUAAGAUGCGUCAUGACAAAGAUGCUGCUCUAGGAUGUGAACUAAAUGAAGCCUAUGCAUUAUGAUGCCUACAGUGGAGUGAAUGUGACAAGUCUAAAAGCCCUUGAUAUGUUGAGGGGAUUUUUGUGGGAAAAAGGAUCUGUGUUGGUUCAAGCCAUUUUAGAAAUCUACUGAAGUGCUAGUUUUCUAAGUUGGAAUAUAUGCCUGUAAGGAAAUUUUUAAUUGUUCAGAAAUGAAGACGAAGUGUGCUUAGCAUGCUAUAUGUAUGAUCACGCAUUUUAUUUUCUGUAUGACUUCACUGGAUGGACAAAUGUGGAGGUGUGCUGCAUCAUCUGUUUUUCUGGACACAGAAUGAUGAGAUUGAGGGUUCUGUAAUUGGACAAGGAAUUUUGGGAAAUCUUCUUGUGAUUGAAUUCACUGGUAAAGUUGUGGCUCCUACCUAGACACUCUGGUUAUUUUGGAUCACUUGCUCUUUUGAAGCAAUACAGCCUUCAUUGAAUAGUAAAGUUAGUGAACCGGCUACUUCUUGAAGGUAGUAGAUAUACUGAGCUUGUUUGGAAUACCUAUGAAGUAUGGGAAAGUAAGUGGUCAUAGAAUGUUGGCCUUGAUUUUCUUUGGUUGGUAUUAUAAGCUCUGGUGCUAUUAGUAAAAAAAUGACAAAAAUGAAAUGAUUUUGAAUGAAAUCAGUUUGUUUACGCUGGUUAAUACGGACUGGGAAUUGUGUAUUUCUUUGGUUAUGGAAGAUUAUUGCUACUUCCUGACUGGUUGAGAAGACCCUAAUCAAUGAAAUGUAGAAGAUGAAACUUAAAUGGAUGGUGCUUAAUGAAGUGUAUAUAUUUUUGUUUGAGGAAUAUCAACUGAAUAUACCGUGUGAAUGGAGUUGUCUUUUGUCCUGAUUCGCACUUGUGAAUAUUAAUAUCUCACCUUGUGAGAGAUCCAUUGGAAACUUGCCCCUGCCAAAUUAUUGGUAUUUAGAGUCGUGUAGUUUAUGGAGAAGUUGAGGAUGGAGAUCCUGAUGUGUUGUGAUUUCCAUCAAUCUGAGCUUUUUUAACAAAUCAAGCAUUGGCAUUUUGUUAUCUGGAUCAUAGAUAAGUGUUGUUGCUAUACUGAUGGAGAAAAAUGUGGGUAUUUGGUCACACUUGACACUUCAUUAAGGUUUGUCCUACUGAGGUUCAUGGUUAUGCACUUUGGACAAAUCGAGCAUUCUUGACUUAUCCAUUAGGAAUAUUAGAAAUCUGCAUUACUGGUUUGAAGCUAUGCGACUCCUUGGUUUUUUUUUUUUUUUUUUUACCCAUUUUGAGAAAAAACUCGGUAGGGGUUUGGGUUGGAUACACUUGCAUUUCUAAUAACUUGAGUGGGAAUUCAAGUAUACAUUUAUCUCGUUUCCAGUUUUGCUUAGCUCACAAUUUUGUUUUGGCAGCAGAAGCCAAGUUGCCUUGAAAGUCGUAUUGCCUUUUAGGUGCUGGAGUUUGUUCUCAAUUGGAUUGUGUAUUCUGAAUUUAUAAACAAUUUCUGCAAAAAUGAAGUGUAAUGCUUGAAAUUUUGGCCCAUUAUUUUAUAUUGUGAAAAAAAAAGAGCUGCAUAAAAGAUGAAACGCCCUGUCUGUCUGUCUGUCUCUCCCAUCCACCUAUUAUUAUUUUUGGCUACCUCUAAUAUUUGGUUUUGUUACUCAAAAAGCUCCUUGCACGAGGUAUGUAUGUGGGGUUUCAUUUGAUUAUUUAUUCAAGGAUACUCCGGGGAGAGACCUACCCCACCAUGAGAAAGAUAAGAGGAGUUGUAUGGGUGGUUGGUUCUUUCCCAUAAUUUUUAAAAUUUUUAAUAAGCCUGGCUAAUCACAGUGAGUGGAAAAUCGGAAAUUGUGGAAAAGAUUGUACAGAUUCCUACCAAACCCGAGGUCCGGAGUCCGAAGAAUCAAUAUAAGUCCUGAAUCUUGAAACUCGAUGAAAUUGUGGUGGCAGAUUCAAAUUCAAGUUGGUCAUAGAAUAUUAUUAUUUACUAUAUGUUCAAAAGAAUAAAGACAAAAUAGUGGAUACUGAAAUUCAACAAACAUGGAUACAGAUUGGAAGGGUUGGCAAAAAUCAUGGUUCCAACAAAUCGCUAAUGGGCUCAGUAAUUUACUGAACCUUUGUAAGUUUUAAUUUUUUUAAAGGGAUUUGAUUUCUGGGAAAUUUAUAUAGCUCCAGAGUGGGAUUUGUAACUAUUAUUAGCCAUUAAAAUUUGUACAUACUUGGGAAAUAAGAAAUGAAAAUAUUUGAUCGCUUA
Juglans microcarpa x Juglans regia is the source of this 4874-nucleotide messenger RNA. RefSeq names its product heterogeneous nuclear ribonucleoprotein R-like. Gene Ontology annotation, cellular component: nucleus. Bases 214 to 2616 code for a protein of 800 amino acids. The record is from RefSeq and is a predicted model, not a curated record. Gene Ontology annotation, molecular function: mRNA binding. Lineage: Eukaryota; Viridiplantae; Streptophyta; Magnoliopsida; Fagales; Juglandaceae. The transcript is spliced from 12 exons.